UUAAUUUUUAAAUAGCUAUUCUAUAUUUUCUUACUAUGUUAUAUACUAUGAGAGUAAUAAUGUUAAUUUUAUUAACUUUUAAAAUGUUCAACAUUUAAGAGUAUAAUGGAUAUUUCACUCUAUUUCAAAUAGUUAAUUUUGUAACUAAUUAAAAACCUACCAUAUAAAACUUAUGGUCUAUUAAGACUAAAAAAAGGUGAAAUGAGUUGUUUUAAGUGUAUACGUUUUCAAAAAGAGAAGUAAUAAAUUAUGUUUGGCAAAGAGAAUUUCAAGAUGUUUAUAUCAUGUUUGAGUAUACAUUACUUUGUUUUACUUUUCUUUAUUUUAUGGUUAAGAAAAUAAAAUACAUUUAUUUGAUAAAUAUCAGCUGUAUAAUAAUAUAUUGUGAACAAAUUAUAUGUAUACACACGCAUUCCAUUCUAAGAGAUAAAGAAUGCUGGAAUUAUAUUUUCAUAGCUUAAGGUUUGUAUGUAUCUUUAAAUAGGAAUAGUAAAAAUACAUUUACAUAACUCAUAUUUGUAUUUAGUUUUAUUAUAAAUUAUGAUUUUAUAAAAGAUAUUGAAAACGUCAAGAUAAAGUUUUAUUCUUUUUGGAUUGGUGUAUGAUAGGUGGCGCGACUUUCAACAUAAUAAAAUGGCCGAAAAUUGAUUUUUCUACGCGGACGUGAGAUCCGUCAAGUUUUUUGCGUUUAUUCAGGAAUAAACAGCAUUAAAUGUUAAUAAACAGUAAUAUUCUGAAACAACGACAAUUAAAUUGGUACAAAUUGUGAUUUAUUUUAAGAACAGUUACCACAAAUGAUUCGUAUAACGUGAAGAAUCUGUACAUCACAAUAUCUGGCGCAGAGGCGGUUGUUAAAUUUCUAAUGUUUUUUCGAAACAAGAAUUCGCGCCUAAAUGAGUGCUAAAGGGCAGCACAAUUGCGUUUUGUGUGACUCGAAAUUAGAAUCCAAGGAAGCUUUGCAGGCACAUUUUAGGAAACAUGCUAAUAAAGAAAUAGAUACUCGUGGUAGACCUGUAAAAUCAAAUAAAAAUGCAGAUACUCAGUGUGACAUGUGUGGACAAACAUUUGACUCGAUUACUGCAACAAUACGACAUAGGUUUAAGGUCCAUCCAAAUUCACCAACAAAAUUUUACUGUCAUUACUGUGGGAUGCAAUUUCCUUUAAAAACACAUAGAGAUAAUCAUCAAGCAUCGCAUGAUUCAUCUGAAAGUGAAAGGAAAGAACAACACAAGAAAUGUGAAGACUGUGAUGUAUUAUUUUAUAAUGAGAAAGCUUUAGAUUAUCAUCAUCGUUCUAUACAUAAGAGAAUGGUGCAUCUCUUUCAACCAAUUGCUACACCUCCUCCUAGCAAUAAAAUCAAAGUAAAUUCAAUGAAUGAUGCUCUUAGUGUAUAUUACUGCCAUUUGUGUGGUGCUGAAUAUGUUAUAAAAUUUAACUUACAACAGCAUUUAGAACGAGCUCAUACUCAAGAAGAAAGAGAAGCUGUUCCUGAAGACUUAAUAAAAUGUACAGUUUGUGCUGCUUUGUUUUGUAGUAAAAAAGCAUAUGAAGUACAUAAUAGUUAUCAUUCACCAAAUGAUUUAUAUGUAACAUCAGAAGAACAAAGGUUGCAAACUGUAACUAAAGUAGAUCAGGAUUUUGACAUUAGACGGGUUGAAGGAGUUGCUGAUAAGUAUGUUCCAAAACCUAAUACACCUAAAAGGCCUGCUAAAAAUUGGUCAAAGCCUAGGAAAACACUGAAAAUAGAAACAAAAGAAACAGAAGAUUAUUCUUCUACAGAUGAAGAUGUUACUAAUGAAUCCAGUGAUUCAGAAAGUGAUCUUCCAUUAAAACAGAGGAUUUGUAGCUAACGGAGGUCUUUCAUUAUUUAUGAAGUAUUUCUAAUAUGUUUAUAAAUUCUUAAAUAUCAAAACUGUAUCAAAAUGUUAUUGUAAAGUUGUCUUGCAAAUUUUACAUUACGCUACUCACUGUUAGUAUUUUCGUACUAUUAUGUAUGCAUAUUUUCGUUUAUUUAAUUUACCUUCCGAAAAUAUUUUUCUGUCUGUGGUAUUAUUUAGUCAUUAAUGUAAAUAUAUUAUCUGCACUUACAUAGAAUGCUUUUAUACUGUUGUGCAAAAAAUAGAUUUGUACCUUUAUAAAUGUUUGUGUA
Megachile rotundata (alfalfa leafcutting bee) is the source of this 2149-nucleotide messenger RNA. RefSeq lists its product as uncharacterized. Gene Ontology annotation, molecular function: RNA polymerase II cis-regulatory region sequence-specific DNA binding; DNA-binding transcription activator activity, RNA polymerase II-specific. Lineage: Eukaryota; Metazoa; Arthropoda; Insecta; Hymenoptera; Megachilidae. Gene Ontology annotation, cellular component: nucleus. The record is from RefSeq and is a predicted model, not a curated record. Gene Ontology annotation, biological process: regulation of transcription by RNA polymerase II.